AUGAAGUUUGUUUGUGCUACUUUCUUGCUUUUGGCACAGAGUGUCUCUUGUUUUCACUUUGAGUGCUCUCGUAAAGCCUUUUGGGAUCGUCAAGCACAGUCAGCACUGGUCGCAUUUGGAGCAACGAUCAUUCAACCAUCAAAAGCAAAGGCUGCCUAUACGCCAAAACCCGCUGAAUUGGAAAAGUUGAGGAUUGGACACGCACGCAUCAAAUGGUUAUUGGAGAAUUGGGAUCUCGAGACGGAAGUAUGCGGGAAACAAUCAAUGUCGGAAAUCGAACGGAAGCAAGUGAUUCGCACUGAGGGGCAAGGGAGCGGAGGCUGCGAAAAGACCCCGCUUAAUGUUCAGGGUUUUCUUGGAUAUAAAUCAACAGAAGAUCCACUUUAUCGUGUGGAGAAGCUCAUGAUUCGAGCUGCUGACUUGGUAGUUGAUGGUGAUGUUGAAGGUUACUUGAGCGUCGUUGAAGCUUACAAAGAUAAAGCAGACAAUAGUGCAAUGAUGGCCUACACUUCGUCGUGGGGAGAGGCAAAUCCAAAUGGUGGGAAAGAAGUGAUUGAUGAAUACUUGGAACGAACAAAAUUAGAUGUGGCCGAGACUGAGAGGUAUUUGCGACAGAUCCUCAACUACCUCAACCUAGAGCCACUUCCAGCAAGGAAGAACCCUUAA
Cylindrotheca closterium is the source of this 666-nucleotide messenger RNA. Lineage: Eukaryota; Bacillariophyta; Bacillariophyceae; Bacillariales; Bacillariaceae. The record is from the annotation of a GenBank genome assembly.